GUAUGUUAGGUUGCAUUGUAAGAGGGAGUGAUGAGGAAAGCACUUUGAAGAACACAGGGAGUUUCCAAGGAACCAGGACAUUUUCUUCAGAUGUUGCACAUCCGUGGAGCACUUCUCCAGAAACUCCAAGGAUAUAGUCAAGUGCUCAGAAGUGACAGAUAUGUAUCAGCCAGGGGCAGACUGACCAUUUGGAAACUCAGGCACUGCCUGAGGGCCCAGGGUCAGUAGGGGGCCCCAUGAGAUGCCCCUGGAACUUUUUUCAUAGGCUUUUUUGAGUUUGGGCAAGGACACAGCGGCCCCAUGAUCCCCUAUUGCCCGGGGGCCCCAU
Messenger RNA from Staurois parvus, 328 nucleotides. NCBI's taxonomy places the organism in Eukaryota, Metazoa, Chordata, Amphibia, Anura, Ranidae. The record is from the annotation of a GenBank genome assembly.